This is a messenger RNA of Dermacentor andersoni, 1104 nucleotides long. The record is from RefSeq and is a predicted model, not a curated record. Lineage: Eukaryota; Metazoa; Arthropoda; Arachnida; Ixodida; Ixodidae.
AUCCAAUCCAUAGCUGGUUCGUACUCUUCGCGCCAAAAGGCAUCGGCGUUUGUGAAACUACGCUGCUCGCACACUGUCCUCAAAACCAAAGCGCAACUACGACUCACGCGUCCUCGCAAGAUGGGUCUUCUCGCCGACUGCGAAGAGCUGUUCGGCACCUCCGACCUGUACAAGCUUCUCGGCGUGCCCAAAGAUGCGUCCGAAGCCGCCAUCAAGAAGGCGUACAGGCGCCUGUCGCUUCUCGUCCACCCAGACCGUGCCGAUGAUGCUCAAAAAGAGGCGGCCACGCGAAAGUUCCAGGUCCUCUCCAAGGCGCACCUGAUACUGGGUGACAGUGACAAGCGAGCCGCCUACGAUGACACCGGAUGCGUCGACGAGGACGACGACUUGGCCGGCGACCGCGACUGGACCUCCUACUGGCGUUUGUUGUUCCCCAAGAUCAGCCUCGACGAUGUAGAUAAGUACCUUGCCAAAUACAGGGGCUCCAGUGAGGAGGUGGCCGAUCUCAAGGACUGCUACGAGCGCUUCGAGGGCGACUUCGAUGCCAUCAGCGAAUACCUCAUCGGCUUCGAAAUUGAAGACGAAGACCGCUACCGCAAAAUUUUGAAUAAGCUCAUAGAGGACGGUGAAGUGAAGGCAUACCCCAAGUUCACCAAAGAGGCCAAGAAGUCACGUAAUGCGCGAAAGAAACGGUACACAAAGGAAGCCGAAGAGGCCAAAAAGAUGAAGAUGGAACUGGGUUUGGAUGGCAGCCAAGGAUCGCUGGCAAACGCCAUCGCUAAAAGACAGCAGUCGAGGGAGGCGGACUUUGGAGAUCUAAUUGCGAACCUCGAAGCCAAGUACUGCAAGCCAAAGAAGAAGGCAUCAAAGUGACGAGUUUUUGCUGUGGUGUUGAGACUCGCAACAGAUGCACAAAGCAUGUGCAUGAUAGACUUCUCUCUGUGUUAAAUGUUGCUUGUGAAUGUGGCCAGUCCAAGCUUGGACUGAAGUUUGCCGGUUGAGUACCUAUUGCUGUAAAAGACUUGUAUAUUUCCUGAUGUGCUAGCGAGACCCAGUGUACCGAGUCGUUAUCAUGGACCGCAUAUAAAUUCAUGCAUACUUCUA